Cuscuta europaea is the source of this 2122-nucleotide messenger RNA. Lineage: Eukaryota; Viridiplantae; Streptophyta; Magnoliopsida; Solanales; Convolvulaceae. The record is from the annotation of a GenBank genome assembly.
GUGCCAGUUUUAUUAGAUGCAAACGGGUAGGGUGGUUUGAGAAUAAACGGAUAUUACAGCCCCUAUCUACAAUAGGAUAAAAUUAUAAAAAUUACUCCGUAGAUUUCUAAGAAAAACCUUUGAACUCGGUCCACCCACUUCAUUCCAGUGAACUGGAGGAGCUGUUCGAACAAAAUUAGGAAUGCCUCAAGCAUUGAUUUUCCUAAAGCCAUUUAUCUCUCCUCCGUUAUCUUCUUCUCUUUUCAGUAAUCUGAGCAUUAAUGUGGACAUAUUGGGUACAAGCAUGUUGAAGCAGCCCAAAAGGGAUGUGGUAGUGUGCCAGGGAAUGUUGGCACCCAGGAAGUUCUUGCAGAGGAGGAGAAAGAAGGUGGCUGAAGUGUUUAAGAAUGCUGAGGAUGAAUUAGAUCAGAAGAAGUGGAGGAGACUAAUGACCGAAAUUGAGGAAACCGGUUCUGCUGUGACUGUGCUUAGAAGCCUUAGGGCCAAGAGUGAGUUGGUCCCUAGGGAUCUCAUUCUUGGGACGUUGGUUAGGUUCAAGCAGCUCAAGAAGUGGAAUCUUGUUAGUGAGAUUCUUGAAUGGCUUCGAACUCAGCAUUGGUGGAAAUUUAACGAAAUGGACUUUCUAAUGCUAAUUACGGCUUAUGGAAAACAAGGGGACUUCAAUAAAGCUGAAAGGGUUCUGGGCUACAUGAAUAAGAUGGGAUAUCCACAAAGCGUGAUAUCUCAUACUGCUCUAAUGGAAGCAUAUGGCCGUGGUGGUCAGAUUAGCAAGGCAGAAGCAAUAUUUCGAAGAAUGCAAUCUUCGGGUCCUGAACCUUCUGCAUUAACAUAUCAAAUUAUCCUCAAAACCUUUGUUGAGGGUAACAAGUACAAAGAAGCUGAAGAAGUCUUUGAAACUCUUUUAAACAUGGAGGCUCCUCCACUAAAACCGGACCAGAAAAUGUUUCAUAUGAUGAUCUACAUGUACAAGAAGGCAAAGGAUGAUAAGAAAGCUCAUCAUGUAUUCACUCUAAUGAGUGAGCGGGGGGUCCCACAGAAUACAGUCACGUAUAAUAGUUUGAUGUCAUUUAGCAGCAACUAUAAGGAGGUUUCCAAAAUCUAUGAUCAGAUGCAGCGAGGUGGUCUUCAACCUGAUGUAGUAAGCUAUGCUCUAUUGAUUAAUGCAUAUGGAAAGUCUAGAAGAGAAGAAGAAGCAUUAGCUGUUUUUGAGGAAAUGCUUGACGCUGGUGUUAGGCCAACCCAGAAAGCUUAUAACAUUUUACUAGAUGCAUUUGCGAUCUCCGGGAUGGUGGAACAAGCUCGGACUGUGUUUAAAAGCAUGCGAAGGGACAACUGUAGCCCUGACCUAUGCUCCUACACAACUAUGCUCACGGCAUACAUAAAUGCUUCUGACAUGGAAGGUGCUGAGAAAUUCUUCAUAAGAAUUAAACAAGAUGGAUGUGAACCCAAUGUUGUCACAUAUGGGACACUCAUCAAAGGGUAUGCAAACACAAACAAUCUUGAGAAAAUGAUGGAGAAAUAUGAUGAAAUGCGGUUUUCUGGCAUUGAGCCCAACCAAACUGUCUUUACAACAAUCAUGGACGCAUAUGGUAGGAAUAAGGAUUUCGGGAGUUCUGUUUCUUGGUUCAAUGAGAUGGUCACAUGUGGCAUCCAACCUGAUCAGAAGGCAAAGAACAUUCUCUUGUCUCUUGCUAAGACAGUUGAAGAGCAGACAGAAGCUAAUGAGCUUGUGGGAAAUAUAAACAGGGAGAUGAUGGUUGAAAAUAUCCCUUGCUAUAGUAAUGAAGAUGAUAACAAAUAUGAAGAUGAUUAUGAAGACGAAGAUGAAGAAGAUAGAGAAGACGUUGAGGAUUACAGUCAUAGCUCGGCAUGCAAGUCAAACGAAAUUAAUAGGUGUGAGUGUCUAACAUGAGGUGUUAACUAUGUAUUGUAAGUUUCUCAUUUCUUUUUGAAGGAAUACGUUUCUCAUUUCUAUUUACUUGGGAAAUGCGAUUUUCUUUUAUUGCGAAUUGUCCAAGUAAUGUCUGUUCAUUUAUAAUCUGUCUCAGUUCUGCAGUUUAUUUUGAGAGUUUUCAAUAAUAUAUGCACUACUUUAAAAUCUUUAUUAUCAUAUUAAUUGCGC